Pseudovirgaria hyperparasitica is the source of this 1865-nucleotide messenger RNA. Its product is annotated as FAD/NAD(P)-binding domain-containing protein. Gene Ontology annotation, cellular component: cytoplasm. The transcript has a single exon. Gene Ontology annotation, molecular function: flavin adenine dinucleotide binding; electron-transferring-flavoprotein dehydrogenase activity. Bases 317 to 1588 code for a protein of 423 amino acids. The record is from RefSeq and is a predicted model, not a curated record. NCBI's taxonomy places the organism in Eukaryota, Fungi, Ascomycota, Dothideomycetes, Acrospermales, Acrospermaceae.
UGAUUUUUUGGGAAUGCUCUCAUUUUCUUGUCGAUCUUGUAUAUAAAGAAGCAGCUGUGCGCAACUAUCGCUCUUUGUUUCGACUGCUGUUCAGACUCACUCACCUCCCUCACUUGCGAUUAUCCAGUCAGUACAUCUAUCGUCCGACGAGAUAUCGAUCAUAUAACCGUGCAGUGUGUCCGUGGAUCGAACUCGACUCUGCCGGGUGGAGUUCCGCAAGCAUAAUUCCAGACACACGAGCACCCACCUCCGUCAUCCACCUCAUUCCCUCCCCCAAUCUUCCCACAGCAGCGAGACCGAACAAACAAACGACACCAUGGGCGAAAAGAACAUCGUCAUCCUAGGCGGCUCCUGGGCCGGCAUCAACUCCGCCCACUACUUCCUCAAGAACGUCCUCCCCAAGCUCCCCCAAGACACCACAACAUACAAAGUCUUCCUCAUCAGCCCAUCCAGCAAAUACUGGCACCGCGUCGGCGGGCCCCGCGCAAUCAUCUCCAAGACCGCCCUGCCGCGCGAGAAGCUGAUCCAGGACAUCCCCUCGCACUUCACGCACUACCCCGACGGCAUCUUCACCUUCAUCGAGGCCACCGCCACCGCCCUCGACACCGAAGCCAGAACAGUAAACUACCGCCUCACCACCACCACCAGCGCCACCGAAGCAAUCCCCUACCACGCCCUCCUCAUCGCAACAGGCGUAAGCUCCCGCUUCGCCCCCUUCAACCACCUCGCCGACAUCACCGUCCUCGAAUCCGCCCUCGACCAAACAAGCGCCAAAAUCGCCUCCGCAUCCACCAUCGUCAUCGCCGGCGGCGGCCCCGCGGGCGUCGAAACAGCCGGCGAAAUCGCCUCCUUCAAAAACGGCGAACCAGCCUGGUACGCAGGCACAAACACCCACCCCACCGCCAAAAUCACCCUCCUCACCUCCGACGCCAAGCUCCUCCCCUUCCUCCGCCCCGCCCUCGCCCAGCGCGCACACCGCUAUCUCGCCCGCCUAGGCGUAACAGUCACCUACAACACCCGCGUCGAAUCAACCACCGACUCCGCGGCCGGUGAUCAGACUAUCAUCAAUCUCUCCUCCGGCGAGCAGAUGACCGCGGACCUGUACAUCCCUGCGCUAGGCGUCGUGCCGAAUACCGCCUUUGCGCCCCCGCACAUCCUCACUGCGCAGGGUAAGAUCAACAGCGACAAGGCGCUGCGUGUCGUGAGCGCGGGCCCGCGCGUGUAUGCCGUCGGCGACGUGGGCGCGCAUGUCACGCGCGGCGGCAUCAUGGCUAUCGCGGCGCAGGUCCCUGUUGCUAUGACGAAUCUGCACCGCGACUUGCUGGCCUGUGCUGCCGCGGACGGGGACGAGAAGACGGGUGUUGUUGCGACGGCCUCGGGCCCGGAUCGUGUGUAUGAGGAGGAUAUGCGGGAGAAUCAGAGUGUGCCGGUGGGGCGGGGGAAGGCGGUUGGGGCGUUUGGCGGGUGGAGGAUGCCGUCGUUUAUGCUGUGGCUGGUGAAAGGGAGGGAUUAUUUGUUGUGGACUGCUGGGAUGCAGUUGUCGGGGAAGGCGGCGGGGGAGAGUAAGUGGACGCCGCCGAAGAAGUAGGAGGUGUGGAGAGUGGAUGAGUGAAAGGAGGGGGCUGUCGGCGGUAGACGCCGGGAUGUGUGUUGAGCGAGUGCUUUGCGGGAUGAAGGGUCCCGUGGGUUUUUUUUGUUUUUUCUGGGAUUUAUGUAAAGCAUGUUUUUUCUGAGCCGAGUCCUGUAUCUGUUGGUUAGAGUGGGAUCGUAUAAUAGGGUUUAUAAAGGGGAGAGCUUGGGUGUGUGUGUUUUGAUAAAUGAAUCCACUUAGCUUGAAGAUGGCCUCCUAACUGCUUUGGUCAUAG